Molecule: messenger RNA, 2750 nt
Organism: Cygnus olor (mute swan)
Lineage: Eukaryota; Metazoa; Chordata; Aves; Anseriformes; Anatidae
Gene: RAB30
Product: RAB30, member RAS oncogene family
Exons: 5
Coding region: 443-1054 (203 amino acids)
Biological process (GO): Rab protein signal transduction
Cellular component (GO): trans-Golgi network
Molecular function (GO): GTP binding; GTPase activity
Source: RefSeq, a predicted model, not a curated record
CCUGAGGGGGGGGGGUCCCGCUCCUGCAGCCCCGGCACCGGGGGCGGCCUCGCUCCGAGCCCCUCGGAGGGGUCCUCCCGCACCGAGCCCUUGAGGGGGGGAUUGCCUCGCUGCGUGCAUAACGGGGAGGAAAAAAAAAAAAAAAAAAAAAAAGAAAAAAAAGGGGGGGGUCUGCCCCGGGGGUGGCUGCGUGCCCAGCCCAGGGAGCCGCGGGGCACCGGAGGGGGGGUCCCGGGGGGGCUCAGCGCCCUGUGGGGUGCUCGCAGCCCGGCCCCCAGCCCCGGGGGGGGAGCACAGCGCCGGGGGGUGCCCGGCACCGACCCCCGGGGGGCUGCACCUCGUCCCCCCCCUCCCCAAAACCCACCGCCGGGGAGCAGCGCCCGGCUCCCGCCUGGUUUUGUGGUCGUGGAGGGGGAGGAAAAAUCCCGAACCAGCUGCGUAAAUGAGUAUGGAAGAUUAUGAUUUCCUCUUCAAAAUUGUUUUAAUCGGCAACGCCGGUGUGGGGAAGACCUGCUUGGUCCGACGCUUCACGCAGGGGCUUUUCCCACCAGGCCAAGGUGCCACGAUUGGAGUUGACUUUAUGAUUAAAACCGUGGAGAUAAACGGUGAAAAAGUAAAGCUGCAGAUCUGGGACACGGCAGGACAGGAGCGGUUCCGGUCCAUAACGCAGAGUUACUACCGCAGUGCCAACGCCUUGAUACUCACCUACGACAUCACCUGCGAAGAGUCCUUCCGAUGCCUCCCCGAGUGGCUGCGAGAAAUUGAGCAGUACGCCAGCAAUAAGGUCAUCACCGUGUUAGUGGGUAAUAAGAUUGAUUUAGCCGAUAAGAGGGAAGUCUCCCAGCAAAGAGCCGCAGAGUUCUCCGAAGCACAGGACAUGUACUAUCUGGAAACCUCAGCGAAAGAAUCGGAUAAUGUGGAAAAACUCUUCCUGGACUUAGCCUGCCGGCUGAUCAGUGAAGCACGGCAGAACACCCUUGUGAACAAUGUCUCAUCCCCCUUACCAGGAGAGGGGAAAAGUAUCAGCUAUUUGACUUGCUGUAAUUUUAAUUAAAGAGCUGGCAUGUGAUUCUCCAUCCGCCAUGGGCCCACAGGAUUUUUUGCCGGGAUUUAUCUCCUCGGAGGGAAUUCCUGCCACUUUGACCCAUCUGACUUCCCCUGAGUCAGGUUGCAGACCUAGAAGAAGCAUGGCAGGCUGACAGCUCCAGCUGCAUGGCAACGUAGCAGAAUAUAACAUGGUUUAAAUUUAAUUUUUUCUUGCAGUUUCUGGAGCGGGAAAGGAAAAAGGAGAGUUGGACAAGUGGUUCGUGUAAUGCAGAACAUGAGCGUUUCCUUCUGCAGGUGAUGAGAUCCACCUCUCUUGGAGAAGACACUGAAGAGUUCAAGAUCUCUCUUACAGAACAAUGUGUUUGGUCCUUUGUAAAAGAAAAAAACCAACACAGCACAAAAGUACUGAACUUGGACUACACUGGCAAUCAUCUAGACUGCCAGCCAAGUGAAUUCUUAGGAUGUGUACAUAGUGUCUGCCCACGUGUCUUCAUGGAGGACUGGUGUUUAAAAUAAUGUUACGUCUCUCAUCUAUAGGCACUUUCAUGAACAUGAAAUUAAAAAAAAAAAAAAAAGAGAAGUUAUAUCUCAACAUUUUCAGACAAGGAUUUGAGAAGACAUGGCUACAGCUCCGUUGCUUCCUUUGGUGCUAGCAGUUCAGCAAAUAUUCCAUAGACCAAGCGUAGUCUUACUACAUUGCUGUCCUCUGAAUGUGUAACUUAGACUGAUUAGGAAAAGAACGCUAAUGAGCACUGUUCAUUAAAAUCCCAUUACCUCUUUUUCUAGGCUUGAACAUAGUGAGAAAGGACUGUGCUUCUUCGAUAUCCAGCACAGGAUGAAAGGACUUCCCAGAAAUAAAAUAAAUAAAUAAAUAAGAAAAUGAACUGUCCCUCCUCUAAUUAGUAUUGUCCUAAAGUGAAAAAUUAGCCUUGGGAAAUGUUAUUGGUGGAAUUGAAAAAAUGCACCAGGCACGACCAAAAUCUUUUGUGUGCACUGAUUGUGCAUAAGGGUUCAAAGAGAGCACAGUUUUAAGUGGGAGCCUGCAAUAUGUCUGGGAUAAAAAUAAAGCUUGUAGAUACAGUUCCUGUUGAAAGGCAGGCAUACAAUUUUGUAGAGGUUUUUCUUUUUUUUUUUUCUUUUUUCUAACGUGAAGUGGAAAUAGCAGCAGGUUGCAGGUGGCAUCAUUUUGUGUAUGACCCAUCCAGCGAUCACCUUAUGGAACUGUUCUCUGAGGAGCUCUUGAAGGUAUCUUCUUGGCCUCUCUCCUCUCUGCUCGAGUAGCUUUCACAUUCAGGGCUGUAGAGUCAUUUAAUUUACUUGAUGCUUUGUACUCUUAAUCUCAGACUCCAGUGUAUGUGUAACUGAUAGGCAAUGUCUUUCUACAAAACCCCUGAAGUGGAAGCAUUAUGGAAUUUAUUAUUACACCUCUAGUGCCAUAUGCGAACAAUGCAUUGUAAAUUUACACACUGACAUUAAAGCAAAAUUGAAAGAUAGUGAAUGCAUUCAUGGAAAAUGAUUUUUAGAAGUUUGAGUUCAGUUUAGCUGAUCUGGAUAAAUCUCUCCUGGCAGUUACGUGGCUGUGGUAUGAUGUAAUUUAAAGUUAAUCACCUUAAUAUCAUUUGGUAUUUACUGAAGAUUAUAAUAGAACUUUUGUAUUGACAUAAAAGUUGCCAGUAAGUUCAUCCUGAAAACAAUAAUAAUAA